Molecule: messenger RNA, 1671 nt
Organism: Adineta steineri
Lineage: Eukaryota; Metazoa; Rotifera; Eurotatoria; Adinetida; Adinetidae
Source: the annotation of a GenBank genome assembly
AUGGAUGUAUCUGCUUUAUAUCGUUUAAAAAAUUUAAACAAUCACAAUAUAAUAUCUGUUUACAAAGAUCAAUUCAAGAUUGGUCGUUCUGAAACUAAUGAUAUAUCUAUUGUAAAUAAUCGAUACAUAUCCUCCUCUCACUGUAUAUUUGAGUAUGAUCAUGGUCAUCUUUUUAUACGUGAUACAAGUUCUAAUGGUACAUUAAUAAAUCGAUCAAAUAAAAUAAGCAAAAAUGAUCAACGUGUUGAACUUCAUACGAAUGAUGUUGUGCAUCUAGUUUUUCGAAAAGAUGAUCCAGAUUCAAAUAUUGUGUUUCAAAUAGAUUUACCACUACUAAGUCAACCAGAAAAUCAACCCACCGAAGAAAUCUCUCCAUACGAUGAGGAUACACAAAUAACUUCAUAUCCAUCAAUUCCGACUCUAUCACCUAAUCAAACCAAAGAAAAUGCUGAUCUAUCUAAUUUAAUGAAUACAAGUACAGAUGUUGAAAUAAAACCAAUUAAAACACGUGAAGAACCUAAAAAAGAAUUUGCAAUGGAAGCUGGUGAUGAUAUGGAAGAUGUAUUAACAUGUGUGUGUUGUCAAGAAAUCAUGUCUAAUCCAAUUAGUCUUGAACCAUGUUUACAUGCAUUUUGUAGCGAUUGUUAUGCUUCGUGGGAAGCUGUUCAACGAUCUUGUCCGAAAUGUCGUGUUAAAGUAACUGGCAAGAAGAAAAAUUUUGUUAUUAAUGGAAUUUUAGAAGCAUAUCUUAAAGCAUAUCCACAUAAACGACCAGCACCAAAAGAAGACGAUGAUGAUAUUUAUUCAAAGAAAAUGAAAAAUGGCAAAUAUGAUGUUGGUCCUGAUGGAAUGUAUCUACAUAAUACACAAUAUGAUCAUGAUGAUGAGGAUGAAGAUAUGGAAGAUGAGGACGAAGAUGAUGAUAAUGAAGUACAUGAUGACGAUGAUGAGGAGGAGGAGGAAGAGGAAGAUGAGGAUGAUGACGAUGGUAAUAAUAUGCACUUUGCACCACCAGCAAUAGCUUUUCCUGCUGUUGCUAAUGUCAGAUUUGUUUGUCGGCAAUGUCCACAAGGAGCUGGUGCAGUAGUUGCUGGUUUUCAAUGCCCGGCAAAUCAAAAUCAUAUUCUUUGUCAAUGUUGUGUUCAACCAAUGCCAGAUCGACGAGACGAACUUGAUGUUCAUCAAAAUUGUGAAAUAUGUCAUCAAUUUUUUUGCAAUAUUUAUUUUGAACAAUGUCAACGACCUGGAUGUUUAGGUUGUUUGAAUCGUUUACGAGAUUUUAAUUUUUCUCCUCGUCAUCUCACAAAUCUUGUUAAUGAUAAUCCUGUUGAAUCACAAAUUGUUCAAGAUUAUCUUACAACUAAUCGUAAGACAAUGCGUGAUUUACUUAUCGAAUGCUGUGAUCGUCUAGAUCGAAAUGAAUUCACUUGUACCGGUAUUGAUCGCAAUGCUGCUAUUCCUUCAUCGAAAAUUACUUGUUAUAAAUGCGGUUUAAAAAUGUUUAAAGAAUUAGCUUAUCAAUUUCGUGCUAGUAUGAAACAAGAUGAUAUAACUCCGGUGAUAAUGCGUAAUCGUGAUAAUUGUUAUUAUGGUCAUAAAUGUCGUACACAAUAUACGAAAUUAAAUCAUGCACAAAAAUUAAAUCAUGCUUGUGAACAAACAAAAUUUUAA